Messenger RNA from Fragaria vesca subsp. vesca, 1085 nucleotides. RefSeq lists its product as uncharacterized. The record is from RefSeq and is a predicted model, not a curated record. Gene Ontology annotation, biological process: maintenance of meiotic sister chromatid cohesion; meiotic sister chromatid segregation. Lineage: Eukaryota; Viridiplantae; Streptophyta; Magnoliopsida; Rosales; Rosaceae. Gene Ontology annotation, cellular component: chromosome, centromeric region. The transcript has 12 exons. Bases 1 to 1020 code for a protein of 339 amino acids.
AUGGACGCUUUCCUGUUCGAUGAAUCGGAGAACAGCGGAGCCGGAGGUGCUAAAACUAAGAAGGAUAAGAAGGGAAAGGGGUGUUUAGUAGGAAGUGCAAGGAAGACACUUGGUGAUAUAAGUAACAUUCAGCAGAGGCAAAAUAAACAAGCUAUCCAACAUGUAAAGCUGGAAUUUGAUUCACUUACAACAAAGAAGUAUGUGGAGAAUCUGACAAAGGAAAAUACCGCACUGAUGAAACUUCUUUCAGACAGAAAUAAAACUAUUGAAUUGAGCAGAACAGAGUUACAGAACUUGAGAGCCAAUCUUGAGACAGUGCAGCAACAUAAUUCUCAACUUGCUCGUGCACACAGCCAGAUGUUAGAGGAAGUCACUUCAAGUCGAGAUAGGCUAAGGAUACUUCAACAUGCACUUGGAUGCCAAAAUGCCUUGCUCAAAGUGAGGAAAGUGGAGGAAAAGGAGAAAGCCAAACGAGUAAGAAAUCAAGCUAGGAUAAAUGUGGAGGUAGGUUCAGUUCAGUGUUUUGAGCCAGGUGAUUCCUCACAAGCUGUCAUGGACCAUUUUAAUACUAACAGGAAACGGCAACCACAAAAUCUUGCAUUGGCCCCUCCUAUUGUUGAAGCAGUCCGAAACAACGAGAAGGCUGACAACAAAAGACGCACGAGAAGGCAAUCUGCAAUCUUUGAAACUGAUGACCAGGAAACAACUGAAGACUCGUUUGAGAUUAAAGAUGACAAUAAAAGACGGUUGAGAAGGCAAUUGGCAAGUGCUAAAACUGAAGAACCACAAGCAAAUUUAGACUUGUCUGAGAGUAAAAAUGAGAACAACAGAAGUUUGAGAAGGCAAUCUGCAAGGUUUAAAACUGAAGAGCCAGAAGGAACUGAAGAAACAAAAAUUACUGAGGACUCAUCUGAGAUGAAUGAUGAUAAUUUUCUUGUCUCUCGUUUGUGUGAUGAUGUGGUUAAUGAAAGUGAGUCGACACUUUCAUUAGUGAAAUGUGAGGAUGGGGGAAGGAUCUGAAGAACAAGAAUUUCAAAGAUCAUCUAUAAGGCCACUGCGCCGAGCAGCUGAGAAGGUCAAGUCAU